Messenger RNA from Vicugna pacos (alpaca), 3293 nucleotides. The record is from RefSeq and is a predicted model, not a curated record. NCBI's taxonomy places the organism in Eukaryota, Metazoa, Chordata, Mammalia, Artiodactyla, Camelidae.
AGGGGCCCGGGGCUCGGAGGAUUAAUCCUUCUUGGGCUUCUAAAGAAAAUGGCAGAGACAUCAUCAGAGCCUCCUGGGCAGCUUGUUGUACAUUCAGACACCCACAGUGACACUGUCCUGGCCAGUUUUGAGAAUCAGAGGAAGAAAGGCUUUCUGUGUGACAUUACUUUAAUCGUGGAGAAUGUGCAUUUCCGGGCCCAUAAAGCUUUGCUUGCUGCUAGUAGUGAAUACUUCUCAAUGAUGUUUGCUGAAGAGGGGGAGAUCGGCCAGUCCAUUUAUAUGCUGGAAGGCAUGGUUGCUGACACAUUUGGCAUCCUGCUGGAAUUUAUCUACACAGGUUGUCUCCAGGCCAGUGAGAAAAGUACAGAACAAAUCCUGGCCACUGCCCAAUUCUUAAAAGUCUAUGACCUGGUAAAGGCUUAUACAGACUUUCAGAAUAAUCAUAGCUCCCCAAAGCCAACGACUCUGAACACCGCUGGUGCUCCAGUGGUUGUUAUUUCUAAUAAGAAAAAUGAUCCCCCAAAGCGGAAACGGGGAAGACCCAGGAAAGUCAGUGGUUUACAGGAGGGGAAAUCAGAACUGACUGCAGAAGAGGAAACACAGCUCAGAGUGAACAACUCAGUUCAGAAUAGACAAAACUUUGUGGUUAAAGAAGGAGACAGUGGUGUACUGAAUGAGCAGGUUCCAGCAAAAGAACUGGAAGAGUCUGAGCCUGUUUGUGAGCCAGGUAGAGGGGAGGGAGUGCCGGCUGAAAAAGAUGAGAACUGUGAUCCCCAGACCCUUGACGGGCAGGACAGCCAGAGCCGGUGCAGCAAGCGGAGGAUUCGGAGAUCUGUCAAACUUAAAGAUUACAAACUUGUUGGGGAUGAAGAUGACCAGGGUUCAGCCAAGAGGGUCUGUGGAAGGAGGAAGCGCCCCGGUGGCCCUGAGGCCCGUUGUAAAGACUGUGGCAAAGUGUUUAAGUACAAUCACUUUUUAGCAAUCCACCAGAGGAGCCACACAGGGGAGCGACCUUUCAAAUGUAAUGAAUGUGGAAAAGGCUUUGCCCAGAAGCAUUCCCUGCAAGUCCAUACCCGGAUGCACACAGGCGAGCGGCCGUACACCUGCACCGUGUGCAGCAAGGCUCUCACCACCAAGCACUCGCUGCUGGAGCACAUGAGCCUGCACUCAGGACAGAAGUCUUUUACUUGUGAUCAGUGUGGAAAAUAUUUCAGCCAGAAAAGACAACUAAAGAGCCAUUACCGAGUUCAUACAGGCCACUCAUUACCGGAAUGCAACCACUGCCGCCGCAAAUUCAUGGAUGUGUCUCAGCUAAAGAAACACCUACGAACACACACGGGUGAGAAGCCAUUUACUUGUGAAAUUUGCGGCAAAUCGUUCACAGCAAAGAGUUCUCUUCAGACCCACAUCAGAAUCCAUCGAGGAGAAAAGCCAUAUUCCUGUGCUGUAUGUGGCAAAUCCUUCUCUGACUCGAGUGCCAAGAGGAGACACUGCAUUCUACACACGGGCAAAAAGCCUUUCUCCUGCCCUGAGUGUAACUUACAGUUUGCUCGCUUAGACAACUUGAAGGCUCACUUGAAAAUCCAUAGCAAAGAGAAGCAGGCGUCCGAUGCCAGCAGCGUUUCCGGCAAUAAUAAUACUGAGGAUGUCAGGAAUAUUCUUCAGCUGCAGCCCUAUCAACUCUCUACCUCCGGAGAGCAGGAAAUUCAGCUUCUUGUAACGGAUUCUGUACAUAACAUCAAUUUCAUGCCUGGUCCUAGCCAAGGAAUCAGCAUUGUCACUGCGGAGAGUUCCCAGAGCAUGACCGCAGACCAGGCUGCUAAUCUCACCCUGCUCACGCAGCCGCCCGAGCAGCUGCAGAAUUUAAUUCUUUCAGCUCAGCAGGAGCAAACAGAGCACCUUCAGAGCCUCAAUAUGAUUGAGAGCCAGAUGGAACCCUCACAGACCGAGCCCGUGCACGUAAUCACACUGUCCAAGGAAACUUUGGCACAUCUUCACGCCCAUCAGGAGCAAACAGAGGAGCUCCAUUUAGCGAGCGCUUCAGAUCCGGCUCAGCACCUGCAGCUGCCGCAGGCGCCUGCUCCGCCGCCACCCGCCCACCGCGUGCCCCAGCCCACACCGCUUAGCCAGGAGCAGAGCUGACCUGAAAACGCACUCGACUGCUCCGUUGGUCUCCUCUCCGCAAGCCCGCAGUGACUGGAUUAUGUGCCUGAAGUCAGGCCUUUUGCAGCGCUCACUUACAGGUCUUACAGACCUUAGCUGAGCUGAGCUGGAGCUAUAAUGCUUCCCAUCCAGGAAGCAAGAUGUGUCAUGUCUUACAUCUAAUGCUGAUUUGGAUCUGGCAUUUCACUGUUGACGAAUGGUUUGCAUUUUCAUGUACUAUGUCUCUUACAGACUUGGGUAACUUUUCUUUGGGGAAACUGAAUUAGACUCUCCUGUGAGUAUUAAAUGUUCACAACCAGAGGUUAUGGUCUUGCUGACCUUUCCAGUUAUCUUUUUUAUUUUUUAGAACAAAGGAAGUCAUGUGUUGAAUUGGGUAGAAUGGUUGGGUCCCCUCCUUAUUUCUCUUAGGUGACACAGUUGUCACUACAAGACAAGUCGGGGAUAAAUAUGGCAGAUUACAACUUGGGGAACUGUUCUUCUAACAAUUUCCAAUCCCCUAAGACAUGGUAACUUCUCAAUAUUUAAUCUUCGUGUGGUGCAGUGGGCUUAUCAUGUCACAUUUAAGAUAGAUUGAAAGGCAUAUAAUCUAAAUGUCUGUUUUAACUCAAAAUUCACAUAACAAGAAAACCAAAAGGAUAGGAUUAUUUUUUAAAUUCUGAAUUCAAUUUUUCUGAGAUACAUAGCUUUACAUGUGUUUUAAAAGCAGGUUGUUGAAAAUUUAAAAGUCUAAUUAAAGUACAAAAUUAGAUCAAGAUAUUCACCCCAAAUAAAUUCUGACUUUUUGUCAGCAUUGAUGUUUGAUCUUCAUGGUGAAGUUAAAGCUUUCUUAAUUAUCCUGGAAUAUAAAAUUCAGUGUAAUUUGUGUUAAAUAUACUCUGGAUAAUACUGGAAUCUAAUUGAUCUCUCAAAAUGUUCUGUAUAUUGUGUCUAAUAACGUUCUAGAUAGGAACUUACUAUAAUCUAUUUUUAUUGCAAAGAAGAUUAAAUCUCACAAAAUAGACACAUCAUUUAAAAAAGAAAAUUCUCAUCUUAAAAAUCAUCUUGAGCCUCCAAGAGUUAGGAGCCAGCGUGUCUGUAAUUGUGUGAUUUUAAAUAACCAUCAGAAGAUUAAAUUAUAUUUGGGUUAAAUU